Messenger RNA from Camelina sativa (false flax), 888 nucleotides. The record is from RefSeq and is a predicted model, not a curated record. Lineage: Eukaryota; Viridiplantae; Streptophyta; Magnoliopsida; Brassicales; Brassicaceae.
AUGGCAACACUUUUUCAGCAAUAUGAAGAUGCUUCAGGACAGAAAAUCAACUUUGAGAAAUCUUCUGUAAUCUUUGGACUGAAGACACCAGAAUGGAAAAGACAACGUUCACAACAGAUUUUGGGUAUUAGCAGAGUAGGUGGUGGAGGCAAAUACUUGGGUUUGCCAGAACAGUUUGGCAGGAAGAAGGUUGAACUGUUUGAACAUGUUGUGAAAAAGGUCAAAGAGAGAACAGAGGGCUGGUCGACAAAAUACCUAUCCCCAGCAGGCAAGGAAAUAUUGAUUAAAGCUGUGGCUCUAGCUUUUCCAGUCUACUCGAUGAAUUGCUUCAUGUUGCCUUCUACUAUCUGUGAUGAAAUUACAAGUAUUGUUUCUGCCUUUUGGUGGGGAAAAGAAAAUGGCAGAAGAAAAAUACCUUGGGUGGCAUGGGACAGAAUGACUCUCCCAAAGAAAGAAGGAGGCCUUGGUUUUAAAGACCUCCAUACUUUCAACGGAGCACUGCUUGCGAAACAGGCCUGGCGAAUACUCAUGAAUCCAAAUAGUCUACUUGCUCGCAUCUAUAAAGGUAUGUACUAUCCUAGAACUACCUUUAUGAAAUCAACUGCAGGUCACUAUGCCUCAUACGGAUGGAAAUCUAUCCAAGAGGGUAAAGCUUUACUUUCUCAAGGCCUUCGUGUUCGUCUUGGUAAUGGUCGUAAUACAAGUAUAUGGGAUGACCCUUGGCUACCAACACUACCACCACGUCCUGCAGCAGGUCCGAUGAUUGUUCCUCACAUGAAAGUUUCAGACUUAUGGAAAGAAAACAGCAGAGAAUGGGAUCCGGUAACUUUUGAAGGUGUCCUCACACCUGAAGAUCAACAAAUAGUCUCUGAAUUAUAUCUCUCAUAG